AUGUCAACAUUUUAUUAUACUUCAACUAACACGGUUUUUCGAAAUUUUUUAUUUUAUGCAAUAUUAUCAAUUCUUAAAAUGAUGAUUAUGUCAUUUUUAACUGUUGCUCAACGACUUCGAAAGAAUGUAUUUGCUAAUCCUGAAGAUAUAAUACCGAAAAAAGGAAAAACUGUUUUACCAACAACAUCUGAUCCAGAUGUUGAACGUGUUCGUCGUAAUCAUUUAAAUGAUAUUGAAAAUAUUAUUCCAUUUGUACUUAUUGGACUGUGUUAUGUUGCUUGUAAUCCGGAUUCGAAUGUAUCUUUAUGGCAUUUUCGUAUUUUCUUUUUUUCACGAAUUCUUCAUACAAUUUCCUAUCAGCUUCCAUUGCCACAACCAAGUCGACGUGUAACUUUUUUUAUUGGAUUAAUUGUUACUGUCUCAAUGGCCAUACAAACUCUUCUUGUCGUUUCUUAA
Rotaria socialis is the source of this 456-nucleotide messenger RNA. The record is from the annotation of a GenBank genome assembly. Lineage: Eukaryota; Metazoa; Rotifera; Eurotatoria; Philodinida; Philodinidae.